CCCGCAACCGAACCCCGUCACGGCACAAAGCUGCAGCCACGCGUCCUUCCCGACCUCUCCGCCCACCCCACGUGUUCUUCGACGUGGCUGCCGCCUCCCCGACCUGCUUCCCUAUAUCCAUCCUCGAAUGACAGCCCCGACGAUCACAAUCUCAUCUCAUCACACAUUCACACUGAUCACUUCUCAGAGCUUCCAAACAUCAAAUCGAUCGAACUACACGAAGGAGAGCGAGGUACGUAGCUAGCAUCGAAUCGACGAUGGACGCGCCAGCCAUGUUCAAGACCAAGCACGUGCCCGAGGACGCCGGCCUCCGGAACAUAGCCGCUGAGGAGGAGGGCGGACAGCAGCAGCUGCACCGGGACGAGAAGCAGCACAAGCCGGUGCUGAAGAAGGUCAAGGAGAAGGUGAAGAAGAUCAAGAACACCAUCGCCGGCCACGGCCACGGCCACGAUCACGAGCACGGACACGAGACUGACACCGGCGGCAACAACAGCAGCGAGGAGGACGAGGAGGACGUCGCGCAGAGGGAGCGCGAGCUGAAGGCCGGCGGCUACCAGGAGGACGUCGAGGACAAGCCCCUCGCCCCCAUGGAGUCUCGCAGCCCCGAGCUGCACGGCGCACCCAUGUACGAUUCGGAGAGGGUCCCCGCGGCCAUGGAUCACACGAAGAAGGGCAGCGGCGGUGCCCCCGGGGUGCGGCUGGGCGACCUCGGCGGCGACGUCGUGGAGGACCCGGCGGCGCCACGGUCCACGACGCCCGCGCCGCGAGGCGGGGAGGACAUUGGCACCACGGACGUCGUCCGGGACUUCGAGUCCAUGACGGUGUCCGACGACCAGCCGAAGCAGGUGGGCGCCGGGAAGAUGGACGUCGACAUCGACAAGGACAGAGAGGCCACUGCAAUGCCGGUGUCGGCCGGCGCCUCCGGGGAGGAGGAAUGGAAGGACGCGCCCACGGAGACCACUGAGUACACUGGGAGCUACACGGACAGGCUGAAGAACACGGCGACCGGCACCACGGAGUACGGCAAGAAGCUGGCGAGCACGGUGUACGAGAAGGUGGCCGGCGUCGGCACGGCCGUGGCCAGCAAGGCGCAGCAGGUCACCCCAGGCUUCGGCUCCGGCGCCGGGAACGCGCAGGAGAAGACCGACUCAGACGUCGACGUCAGCCACUUGCCGAGGGAGGGAACGCCGCUGGGCGCUGGCACGGAGGAGAUGAAGAGAGCGGCCACGGACGCGACGACGGGAGGAGGAGCGCCUGCGCCUGGCGCGACGUACACGGACAAGAUCAAGUCUGCGGCCGCGGGCACCACGGAGUACGGCAAGAAGCUGGCGGGCACCGUGUACGAGAAGGUGGCCGGCGUGACGCAGUCGGCCGGCACCGCCACCCCCGGCGUCGGCGCGCAGCACGAGCGCGAGCACGACCCUACGGCGGCCACGGCCACACCAGGCGCGGGCACGGAGGGGCUUAAAACCGCGGCCACGGACGCCGCGAAGACGGGAGGAGGAGGAGCGCCUGCCGCGACGUACACGGACAAGAUCAAGUCCGCGGCUGCGGGCACCACGGAGUACGGCAAGAAGCUCGCGGGCACCGUGUACGAGAAGGUGGCCGGCGCGACCCAGUCGGCCGGCACCGCCACACCCGACGUCGGCGCGCAGCGCGAGCGCGGGCACGACUCCACGACGGCGACAGCCACCCCGGGCGCCGGCCGUCCGGGGAACGGGCAGGACAAGGGCGUGUCGGGCGUGACGGCGUACAUCGCCGAGAAGCUGCGGCCGGGCGACGAGGAGCGGUCGCUGAGCGAGGCGAUCACGGGCGCCGUGCAGCAGCGCAAGGAGGGCGUCGGGAGCACGGUGGCCAGGGCGCGGGAGGUGCCCGCGCAGGCGGCGACCAGGGCGCGGGAGGCCGUCACGUCGCUCACCGGCGGCGGCGGCGGGACCCGCGUCUCCGAGACCGUGCAGCCCACCACAGAGGGGAACGUCGUUGGGGAAGGCGUCUCGGCGGCGGAGGUGCCCACGCUUCGCGGGGAGGAGAUCGGAGCCGUGAAGAACGACAACACCCACAUGAUGUGAAGCCGCCGCGAACACGAUGUGUUUUGAUUCGAUAAGCGCGCUGGAGUCAUGGGCUCAUCGCUGGAAUAAGUGACUGGGUUGGUUCUGGUCUCACCACGUCUCAGUUGUACACCACGGUGUGAUUUGGGUGCCUUGUGUUGUAUUUUGGGCUUUGUUUCCCCGGAAAGUGUUUGUGUAAAGUAUCCACGCGUUCUUUUCAUUUUUAAAAGAGGUACUCCGUACUCCAUUAUGUAUGUUCUACUACGUGUUAAUAUAUAAAUGUUUUUGUUUCUUC
Messenger RNA from Brachypodium distachyon (stiff brome), 2343 nucleotides. RefSeq names its product low-temperature-induced 65 kDa protein. The transcript is spliced from 4 exons. The record is from RefSeq and is a predicted model, not a curated record. Bases 258 to 2069 code for a protein of 603 amino acids. NCBI's taxonomy places the organism in Eukaryota, Viridiplantae, Streptophyta, Magnoliopsida, Poales, Poaceae. Gene Ontology annotation, biological process: response to stress; response to abscisic acid.